This is a messenger RNA of Pyrgilauda ruficollis (rufous-necked snowfinch), 8345 nucleotides long. It is a transcript of the gene SPTBN1, whose product is annotated as spectrin beta, non-erythrocytic 1. NCBI's taxonomy places the organism in Eukaryota, Metazoa, Chordata, Aves, Passeriformes, Passeridae. The transcript is spliced from 34 exons. Gene Ontology annotation, biological process: protein localization to plasma membrane; actin cytoskeleton organization. Gene Ontology annotation, molecular function: structural constituent of cytoskeleton; phospholipid binding; actin filament binding. Bases 202 to 7110 code for a protein of 2302 amino acids. The record is from RefSeq and is a predicted model, not a curated record. Gene Ontology annotation, cellular component: cell junction; cell projection; spectrin.
AUGUAAGAGAAGGGAAGGGGAGCCGGGAGUGGCUGGAUAACACCCACGGAGGGCUGCGAGCGAGGGCCGGCGGAGGGGGAAGACCUGGCGUGAGCACAGGGCAGGCCCGAGCAGCAGCAGCAGCAGGAGGAGCAGGAGCAGAGGAGCAGAGGGUUUUAGGAAGAAUCUGAUGGUGAAGAGAGGCUAAGGAGAAGACUCAGGAUGACGACGACGGUAGCGACAGAUUACGACAACAUUGAAAUCCAACAGCAGUACAGCGACGUCAACAACCGCUGGGAUGUCGACGACUGGGACAAUGAGAACAGUUCUGCUCGGCUCUUUGAGCGCUCCCGCAUCAAGGCCCUGGCUGAUGAACGUGAGGCAGUUGCGAAGAAGACCUUCACCAAGUGGGUGAAUUCCCACUUGGCUCGUGUGUCCUGCCGAAUUACAGACCUGUACACUGACCUUCGAGAUGGGAGGAUGCUCAUCAAACUCCUGGAAGUGCUUUCAGGAGAGAGACUUCCUAAACCAACUAAAGGAAGGAUGCGCAUCCAUUGCCUGGAGAAUGUGGAUAAAGCCCUCCAGUUCCUGAAGGAGCAACGAGUGCACCUAGAAAACAUGGGAUCUCAUGAUAUUGUGGAUGGGAAUCACAGGCUGACACUUGGCCUUAUUUGGACCAUUAUCCUGAGAUUCCAGAUCCAAGAUAUCAGCGUUGAAACUGAGGACAACAAAGAGAAGAAAUCUGCUAAAGAUGCUUUGCUUUUGUGGUGCCAGAUGAAAACAGCUGGGUACCCCAACGUCAAUAUCCACAACUUUACAACAAGCUGGAGGGAUGGGAUGGCGUUCAAUGCACUGAUCCAUAAGCACAGGCCUGAUCUGAUUGAUUUUGACAAGCUGAAGAAAUCAAAUGCACACUACAAUCUGCAGAAUGCUUUUAACCUUGCAGAGCAGCACCUUGGUCUUACCAAGCUCCUGGACCCUGAGGAUAUCAGUGUUGAUCACCCUGAUGAAAAGUCAAUCAUCACCUAUGUGGUGACAUAUUACCACUACUUCUCCAAGAUGAAGGCUUUGGCUGUCGAAGGAAAACGUAUCGGAAAGGUGCUUGACAAUGCCAUUGAAACAGAGAAAAUGAUAGAAAAAUACGAGUCCCUGGCUUCUGACCUGCUGGAGUGGAUUGAGCAAACCAUUAUCAUCCUCAACAAUCGCAAAUUCGCCAACUCCCUGGUUGGGGUGCAGCAGCAGCUGCAGGCAUUCAACACUUACCGCACAGUGGAGAAACCACCCAAAUUUACAGAAAAAGGAAACCUGGAAGUGCUGCUUUUUACCAUCCAAAGCAAAAUGAGAGCCAACAAUCAGAAAGUGUACAUGCCGAGGGAGGGCAAACUCAUCUCUGACAUUAACAAGGCCUGGGAAAGACUGGAAAAAGCUGAACAUGAAAGAGAACUGGCACUGCGAAAUGAGCUCAUCAGACAAGAGAAACUGGAACAACUUGCACGGAGAUUCGAUCGCAAGGCAGCUAUGAGAGAAACUUGGCUGAGUGAAAAUCAACGUCUCGUUUCUCAGGACAAUUUUGGCUUUGACCUCCCAGCAGUGGAGGCUGCCACGAAGAAGCACGAGGCCAUCGAGACGGACAUCGCGGCGUACGAGGAGCGGGUUCAGGCCGUGGUGGCGGUGGCGAAGGAGCUCGAGACUGAAAACUACCACGACAUCAAACGCAUCACUGCAAGGAAGGACAAUGUCAUCCGCCUGUGGGAGUAUCUCCUGGAGCUGCUCCGGGCACGGAGACAGCGGCUGGAGAUGAACCUUGGGCUGCAGAAGAUUUUCCAGGAAAUGCUGUACAUUAUGGACUGGAUGGACGAGAUGAAGGUGCUUUUGCUGUCCCAAGACUACGGCAAACAUUUGUUGGGAGUUGAGGACCUGCUGCAGAAACAUGCUCUGGUGGAAGCUGACAUCGCUAUUCAGGCUGAGAGAGUAAGAGGGGUCAAUGCCUCUGCUCAGAAGUUUGCCACUGAUGGAGAAGGUUACAAGCCCUGUGACCCGCAGGUGAUCAGGGACCGCGUGGCUCACAUGGAGUUCUGCUACCAGGAGCUCUGCCAGCUCGCGGCCGAGCGCCGUGCGCGCCUUGAGGAGUCCCGGCGCCUCUGGAAAUUCUUCUGGGAAAUGGCUGAAGAGGAGGGCUGGAUCAGGGAGAAGGAGCAGAUCCUGUCAUCUGAUGACUAUGGGAAGGACCUAACCAGUGUUGUCCGACUCUUGAGUAAACACAAGGCGUUUGAGGAUGAGAUGAGUGGCCGCAGUGGCCACUUUCAGCAGGCGAUAAAAGAAGGUGAAGACAUGAUCGCGGAAGAGCAUUUUGGGUCUGAGAAGAUCAGAGAAAGAAUUAAGGAUAUCCGGGAGCAGUGGGCUAACCUGGAGCAGUUAUCUGCCAUUAGGAAGAAGCGGCUGGAGGAAGCCUCUCUCCUUCACCAGUUCCAGGCUGAUGCUGAUGAUAUUGACGCGUGGAUGUUGGACAUCCUCAAGAUUGUCUCCAGUAAUGAUGUUGGCCAUGAUGAAUAUUCCACUCAGUCCUUGGUCAAGAAACACAAAGAUGUGGCUGAAGAGAUUGCGAGCUACCGGCCGACCAUCGACUCUCUUCACGAGCAGGCCAAGGCCCUGCCGCAGGAGCACGCGGAGUCUCCAGAUGUGCAAGGCAGGUUGUCCGGAAUCGAGGAGAGAUACAAAGAGGUUGCUGAGCUGACCCGGCUGCGUAAACAGGCCCUGCAGGAUACCCUCGCUCUCUAUAAGAUGUUCAGUGAGGCAGAUGCUUGUGAGCUUUGGAUCGACGAAAAGGAGAAAUGGCUGAAUAAUAUGCAGAUUCCAGAGAAGCUGGAGGACCUGGAAGUGAUCCAGCACAGGUUUGAAAGCUUGGAGCCAGAAAUGAACAACCAGGCAUCCCGUGUGGCCGUGGUGAACCAGAUUGCCAGGCAGCUGAUGCACAGUGGCCACCCCGGGGAGAAGAUCAAAGCACAGCAAGAUAAACUCAACACAAGGUGGAGCCAGUUCCGAGAACUGGUAGAUAGGAAGAAGGAUGCUCUGCUCUCUGCUCUGAGUAUCCAGAACUACCAUCUUGAAUGUAAUGAAACCAAAUCCUGGAUCAGGGAAAAGACCAAAGUGAUUGAGUCCACACAAGAUCUGGGUAACGACCUGGCUGGAGUGAUGGCCUUGCAGAGGAAGCUGACGGGCAUGGAACGGGACCUGGUGGCCAUCGAAGCCAAGCUCAGUGACCUGCAAAAGGAGGCAGAGAAACUGGAAUCAGAGCAUCCUGACCAGGCACAAGCCAUCCUUUCACGGCUUGCAGAGAUCAAUGACGUGUGGGAAGAAAUGAAGACCACCCUGAAGAACCGGGAAGAGUCCCUGGGAGAGGCCAGCAAGCUGCAGCAGUUCCUGAGAGAUCUGGAUGACUUCCAGUCCUGGCUCUCCAGAACACAGACUGCAAUUGCCUCCGAAGAUAUGCCCAACACCCUGACAGAGGCUGAGAAGCUGCUCACUCAGCACGAGAAUAUCAAGAAUGAAAUCAACAACUACGAGGAAGAUUAUCAGAAGAUGAGGGACAUGGGUGAGAUGGUGACACAAGGGCAAACUGACGCUCAGUACAUGUUCCUACGCCAGCGCCUACAGGCUUUGGACACCGGAUGGAAUGAGCUUCACAAAAUGUGGGAGAACAGGCAAAAUCUCCUUUCCCAGUCUCAUGCCUACCAGCUGUUUCUCAGAGAUACCAAGCAAGCAGAAGCUUUCCUUAAUAACCAGGAGUAUGUUCUGGCACACACAGAGAUGCCAACCACCUUGGAAGGAGCAGAAGCUGCUAUUAAAAAGCAGGAGGAUUUCAUGACCACCAUGGAUGCCAAUGAAGAAAAGAUCAAUGCAGUUGUGGAGACGGGCAGGAGGCUUGUUAGUGAUGGGAACAUUAACUCUGAUAAAAUCCAGGAGAAGGUGGACUCAAUUGAUGACAGACAUAGGAAGAACCGUGAAGCAGCCAGUGAACUUUUGAUGAGACUGAAAGAUAACAGGGAUCUCCAAAAGUUUCUUCAGGAUUGCCAAGAGCUCUCCCUCUGGAUCAAUGAGAAGAUGCUCACAGCCCAGGAUAUGUCUUAUGAUGAGGCGAGGAACCUACACAGCAAGUGGCUGAAGCAUCAGGCAUUCAUGGCAGAGCUUGCAUCCAACAAAGAGUGGCUGGAGAAGAUUGAAAAGGAGGGAAUGCAGCUCAUUGCAGAGAAACCAGAGACUGAGGCCGUGGUGAAGGAGAAGCUGACAGGUCUCCACCAAAUGUGGGACGAGCUUGAAUCCACCACCCAGACCAAGGCUCAGCGUCUCUUCGAUGCAAACAAGGCAGAGCUUUUCACCCAGAGCUGUGCAGACCUGGAUAAGUGGCUGAAUGGUUUGGAGAGCCAAAUCCAGUCGGAUGACUACGGAAAAGAUCUCACCAGUGUCAACAUCCUGUUGAAGAAGCAACAGAUGCUGGAGAAUCAAAUGGAUGUCCGUAAGAAGGAGAUAGAGGAGCUGCAAAGCCAGGCAAGGGCUUUGAGCCAAGAGGGCAAGAGCACAGAUGAAGUUGAUGGCAAACGCCUUACUGUAGAAAAGAAAUUCUUGGAGCUGCUGGAGCCUUUGAAUGAGAGAAAGGCCAACCUGCUGGCCUCCAAAGAGAUCCACCAGUUCAACCGGGAUGUGGAAGAUGAAAUUUUGUGGGUCGGAGAGAGGAUGCCCAUAGCUACAUCUACUGAUCAUGGACACAAUCUCCAGACUGUGCAGCUACUAAUAAAGAAAAAUCAGACCCUUCAGAAAGAAAUCCAGGGCCACCAGCCUCGUAUCGAUGACAUUUUUGAGAGAAGUCAGAACAUCAUCACAGAGAGCAGCCCCAAUGCUGAAGUCAUUCAGCAGAGACUUGCAGACUUGAAGCAGCUGUGGAACCUCCUCAUCGAGGAGACAGAGAAGCGCCACAAGCGCCUGGAGGAGUCUCACAGGGCUCAGCAGUAUUACUUCGAUGCAGCCGAGGCUGAGGCCUGGAUGAGUGAGCAGGAGCUCUACAUGAUGUCAGAAGAGAAAGCCAAGGAUGAACAGAGUGCAGUGUCCAUGCUGAAGAAACACCAGAUUUUGGAACAAGCAGUAGAAGAUUAUGCUGAAACUGUGCACCAGCUUUCAAAGACCAGCAGAACUUUGGUGGCAGAUAAUCACCCAGAAAGCGAGCGCAUCAGCAUGCGCCAGUCCAAGGUGGACAAGCUCUAUGCAGGCCUGAAGGACCUUGCAGAGGAGAGGAGGGGCAAGCUGGACGAGAGGCACCGGCUUUUCCAGCUCAACCGCGAGGUGGAUGACCUGGAGCAGUGGAUUGCCGAGAGGGAGGUGGUGGCAGGGUCCCACGAGCUGGGCCAGGACUACGAGCACGUCACGAUGCUGCAGGAGCGGUUCCGGGAGUUCGCCCGGGACACCGGGAACAUCGGGCAGGAGCGGGUGGACACUGUCAACCACAUGGCUGAUGAGCUCAUCAACUCCGGCCACUCGGACGCUGCCACGAUCGCCGAGUGGAAGGACGGACUCAAUGAGGCCUGGGCGGAUCUCCUGGAGCUCAUUGACACGAGAACACAAAUCCUUGCAGCCUCUUAUGAACUGCACAAAUUUUACCACGAUGCCAAGGAGAUCUUAGGACGUAUCCAAGACAAACAUAAGAAACUGCCCGAGGAGCUUGGUAGAGACCAAAACACAGUGGAAACACUACAGAGAAUGCACACGACGUUUGAGCACGAUAUCCAGGCCCUGGGCACCCAGGUGCGACAGCUGCAGGAGGAUGCAGCGCGCCUCCAGGCUGCCUACGCCGGGGACAAGGCUGAUGACAUCCAGAAGAGGGAAAACGAGGUCCUAGAGGCAUGGAAGGCACUGCUGGAUGCCUGUGAAGGCCGCAGGGUGAGGCUGGUGGACACAGGAGACAAAUUCCGCUUCUUCAGCAUGGUUCGGGAUCUCAUGCUCUGGAUGGAAGAUGUUAUCCGGCAGAUAGAAGCCCAGGAAAAGCCAAGGGAUGUUUCAUCUGUGGAACUGCUCAUGAACAAUCACCAGGGGAUCAAAGCAGAAAUUGAUGCCCGAAAUGACAGCUUCACUACGUGUAUUGAGCUUGGCAAGUCUCUGCUGGCCAGGAAACAUUAUGCAUCUGAGGAGAUCAAGGAAAAGCUCCUGCAGCUGACAGAAAAGAGAAAAGAAAUGAUUGACAAAUGGGAAGACAGAUGGGAGUGGCUGAGACUGAUUUUGGAGGUGCACCAGUUCUCCAGAGAUGCAAGCGUGGCUGAGGCCUGGCUGCUGGGACAGGAGCCCUACCUGUCCAGCCGUGAAAUAGGGCAGAGCGUUGAUGAGGUGGAGAAAUUAAUCAAGCGGCACGAAGCGUUUGAGAAAUCCGCAGCUACCUGGGACGAGAGGUUUGCAGCACUGGAGAGACUGACCACGGUGGCAGAAACUGCAGAAACCAACGAAAUGGUCAAUGGAGCUGCAGAACAGAGGACGAGUUCCAAAGAGUCCAGCCCCAUUCCUUCCCCGACGUCAGACCGCAAAGCCAAGAGCGGCGUUCAGGCCCAGACUGCUGCAACCCUCCCAGCCAAAACGCAGGAGAUCCCCUCAGCCCAGAUGGAGGGCUUCUUACACCGCAAGCACGAGUGGGAGACACACAGCAAGAAAGCCUCCAGCAGGUCAUGGCAUAACGUGUACUGUGUCAUAAACAACCAAGAGAUGGGCUUCUACAAGGACUCAAAAGCUGCUGCUUCUGGCAUCCCUUACCACAACGAGAUCCCUGUCAGUUUGAAGGACGCAGUCUGCGAAGUAGCAGUCGAUUACAAAAAGAAGAAGCAUGUGUUCAAGCUCAGAUUGACCGAUGGCAACGAAUACCUCUUCCAAGCCAAAGACGAUGAGGAGAUGAACACGUGGAUUCAGGCCAUCACAUCAGCGAUCUCUUCGGACAAAAUCGAAGUGUCCCCGACCACCCAGAGCACUCCAGCCUCCAGCCGUGCCCAGACCCUGCCUGCCAGCGUCACAAUAACCAGCGAGUCCAGCCCUGGCAAGAGGGAGAAAGACAAAGAGAAAGACAAAGAGAAAAGAUUCAGCCUUUUUGGUAAAAAGAAGUGAAUUCCAUCUCCACACACUGCACUUCUCUGACCGUUCCAGUGGAAUUCCAGCAUGCGAGCUCAGAACCAAUACGUUACUCUCUGUGCCUCAUGUUCCUCAAUGUGAUUGACAUUUUUUUAUUUAUAGAGCGUUUUAAAAUAAAAAAAGCCAACAAAAAAAAAAAAGAAUCUAAAGUUACAAACGUAUGAGGUGCAUUGGGCAGCUUCUGUAGGAGAGGGAGGACCAGGUUUUGGGGGUUUGUUUUUGUUUGGGUUUUUUGUUUUUUGUUUUUUUUUUUUUUUUUAAAUGAAGUUAAUGUAGAUUAGAUCUUAAUAUUUAAACUGUUCCUCAAUUUUGUGAGGCUGUCUUGGAAAAUAACCCACUCCUAGUGCUAUUGGUAUGCAAGGCAGCGGUGCUUUCGAAUCUACUGUGCACAUGAGAAACCAAUGUACAAAUUCUCAAAGGCAUUCACUUCCAGUUAAGGUUGUUAUGCUGAGUCCUGGCUAGUAGAGCCUUCCCCUGCGAUUCUAACAGGAAUUAAAAUGGUAGUGUGUUCUCUUUGCUGUAACAGAGUGCAGGUAUGCGUUGACUCACAGCCCAAGGUUUGUUUAACACCACCCGAAGCGUCCCCGCAUCGAGUACGACAGAUAAGAAUGUUGGUGUUCAAGAUGGAUUAACAGGCUGGUACAGUUUUAAAUAAGCUGUAAUUUCAAAUUUCUUUUUUUUUUUUUUUUUUUUUUUUUCCGAAAUACAUUAUAUUGUAUGUUUCAGAUAAUUCUAGUACAAAGUAUAAUAAGACUAGAUGUAUAAUAAACCCUUUAAAAUCAUCAAUAAGUGUAAAAGUGGAACUGAAGCAUUUACUGGAAAAGUAAUGUUACUCAAAUGGUUACUUGCUUGUCAGCUGCAGCACUGUGUGUUAUAAUUUUGCUACAUUACCUUGCUCUUUGAUACAUAGUGUGCAUUUCUGUCACUGUAACUAUUGUAAUGAAAAAUUUUCAUCUUACUGCACAAUCAAAAAUUACAUUUAAUAGGAAUGAACUUUCAAUGACUGGGCCUGUAGUCAAGAGUAGUACUGGAACUGGCUUUCAGUUGUAUCGAACUGUACCUCUAGACUUUUACCCUAUCUGUUAAAUAUAUGCGAUGUCAUUAAAUGCUUUUAAAACUAAAUAUGCUGGGUAAGUUUCUUAUUUCAUUUCUGACAAUGUUAAAUCAUAAUUUUGAAAGAGGAUCAAAAAUAAAGUUAUUUUAAAAUGUCA